This is a messenger RNA of Vigna unguiculata (cowpea), 1275 nucleotides long. RefSeq names its product YebC-like protein. Gene Ontology annotation, cellular component: chloroplast. Lineage: Eukaryota; Viridiplantae; Streptophyta; Magnoliopsida; Fabales; Fabaceae. The record is from RefSeq and is a predicted model, not a curated record.
UAAUUAGUAAUAUAAAUGGCGUUACCAUGCGGGUGUGUAUUCUACGAGGAAUCAAAUAAAGAGAUGAGAGCGCUGCUUCAGCUUCAGGCUUUGACUACUCGCCUCUCACUUUCAUCUUCCUCCUCCACCUUCUUUCGCGCCAAAACCUUGUGGUUGAAUCCAAACAGAGCGUGCACUCAGAACUCCCAAGUGAGAAGGAUAUGGUUUUCCGCUCCUCUUUGUAUGGGUCGCCGUUCCAGCAAAAUUGCUGGGAGAAAGGAAGCCCAAGAUGCGAAGAAGGCAAAACUGUACUCAAGGAUCGGAAAGGAGGUUGUGUCUGCGGUAAAGAGAGGUGGUCCAAAUGUAACAUCCAAUUCAGUUUUGGCGGCUGUACUUGAGAAAGCUAAGGAGCUUGAUGUGCCUAAAGAUAUUGUUGAGCGCAAUAUCAAGAGAGCUUCUGAGAAAGGACAAGAGGCUUAUCUUGAGAAAGUCUAUGAGGUUUAUGGUUAUGGAGGAGUUAGUAUGGUAGUUGAGGUAUCGACUGAUAAGGUACAUCGUUCUGUGGCAAAGAUACGAGAAGUGAUAAAGGACUAUGGAGGAAAGAUGGCAGAUUCUGGGUCUGUGACAUUUAAGUUUAGACGUGUUAGGGUAGUAAAUAUUAAAGCUACUAAUGCUGACAAAGAUCAACUGCUUUCCAUUGCUUUGGAUGCUGGAGCUGAGGAUGUAAUUGAACCUCCAACUUAUGAAGAUGACACCGAAGAGGAUAAGUCAGAAAGGUAUUAUAAAAUUGUAGGUUCUUCAGAGAACUAUUCAUCUAUAUUAUCUAAGCUGCGAGAAGAGGGCAUAGAUUUUGAGCCUGAUAAUGGUUCUGAGCUUCUUCCAGAUACCGCGGUUGAGGUAGACGAUGAGGCUAUGGACUUGAACAAGCAACUUAUGAGCAAAUUACUUGAGCUUGAUGAUGUUGAUGCUGUUUAUACUGACCAGAAAUAAUUAUUUUUAUAUGUUUAAAAGCUCUUCACCAGACAACUCAAGGUUCUCUUGGACACUGGAAGCUCCCAUCACAAAAUGUACCUGGUUUAUUCACAAAAUGAAAAUAGGUUACAAAAUUUAUUGGGGAUUUCUCUGGUGAAUAAUUUGUUGAUCUGACUGUUUAAUCCGAUUCCCCUUUUUUUAGAGGACGGCCAGAUGCUUGCUUUCUGGAGAGUAUUUUUCAAAGAUGAGGAUGUUUGAAUCAUGUACUGUCUUAUAUUAUAAACUGACAAAGUUUAAUAAUAAUAAAACAAAAUAAAUCUAGAU